AUGUUUGAGGGGUUUGUCAGCCAGGUUCUGGCUGGGUAUCUUGGUCGGUACGUCAAGGGUAUUCAGAAGGAUCAGCUCAAGAUUGGCAUAUGGAAUGGUAUGGUACCCGUGACCCCUCUCUCGUGUGUUCAAAUUCUUCUAUUGAAUAUCCUGCUGACCGGAAACAUCUCUCAUUCUUCUUCUGCUACCCGUAGCCCCUCCUUCGUUUGUUCAUAUUCUUCUAUUGAACCUCCUGUUUACCGUAAGCGAUAUCUCAUUCAUCUUCUUCUUCCCAUCAUGAUCAUCACUGUGAUAACUUAAUUUCCUUCACAAUAAGACUUAAUUAUUCCUGGUUCCCUGUGAGUCUUCUAGUCAUCCCUCUCCCCUACAUUGAUGCAGUUACGAGACAUCAUCCUUUUGAAGUUUUCUCAUCUUUAUUACUCAUCCAAUUUUUCGAAUCAGAUAAAUCUAAGAAAAAUACCGUGGUACGGUUGUAUCUGGAGACUUCUGGGUCAGUGUGUCCGAUGCACGUUUGUUUGAUUUUUGCUAUUUUUUUUUCGGAUCAGAAAAGUUGACUACUUCUGGGGAGGUACUGUUUUCGCAUUAUUCUUAAGUUCUGUGUGUACAUUUUGAUAGUAUGUGUUCUUAACCAUACUGACCCGGGCUUCAUGGUCAUCUCAUUGUUAUUAAAUGAGGGAAAUAACUGCAAACUAUUUGCAGGUGCUAUUGAUUUCCAGAAAUAGGAAGUGCGCAUAUUAGGUGGUUUCCACUCUUUUGCCAAUAUCUACAGAUUCUAAUAUGGUCUUCUAAUUUGCAUCAGUCCUUUCCCACUCAAUGCAACAUUUACUCAUGCAGCGCCACAUUUUCUAGAUAUAGUUUUCCUCAAGAAAGUCGUGUGUGUUUGUGUGUGUGUUCCCACGUGCUGGAUGUGUAUACGAUUUGUUUACUCGAGGGAAAUUACAUUCCCUCUUUUUAGGAAAUAACCUCCUGAAACAGUCGAUUUCCUUCCAAAUGCUUUGAGAUGUGACUAUUGGAAGAGUGAAACAGCUCUCCAGGAUGUGGAGUUGGUCUAAGUCGCAAACCUUGAUUGGAAGAGUAUAGAACAGUAUCUUAAUGAUGCUGAAUACGUUUGAAUAUGAAUUAUGGAUGGAACUAUGCGUAGAGUAUUUUUGUUGUGUUAGCGGAUAUUAGCAUUUAGAUCCAGUAUCUUUGAUUGCCAAUGUUGUGGACGACUUUAUUCUAGAAAAUGAAGGUUUUUUUAGUAAUUUAUACUGACCCUGGAUCCGGAUAUUAGUUGUUUUUUGAACAUUCUUGAAAAAUUUAGAUCCAGUAUCAUUUUUUGAGUAAUGUACAUCUUUUCGUAAUGUCUAUUGACCCUCGAAUUUUGUGCUCCUGUUUCAUGCAGAAGAAGUAUUAUUGGAUAAUGUUGAACUCAUUCUUGAGGCUUUUGACUAUCUCCAGUUGCCGUUUGCAUUAAAGCAAGGUAUGAUAUCCAUCAUGACUUUAAAAUUUUAUUGCUGGUUUUAAUUUAUUAAACAUGAAUACUGGAUACAUGCUUGUCCUGUCCAUCUUAAUUCUCUAUGUGGGUUUACUAAUUUGACCUGUUAUUCAUUUUGUUUCUUACAAAGUUCAAUGCUCUUCUUUUUAACUAGGGCGCUGUACUAUACAGCUGAUAUAUUUCAAGUUCAAAGAUAAUGUCUAAUAUAAGAGUAUUCGAAGUUUUUUUUUGUUUGAGAACCCAAAAAUAUUUGAUGUUUGGCAAAAAUGUGCAAUUUUCUGUUUUAUUGAAGAUCUAUGUUGCAAAGUGCCUCUAAUCGGGAGCAACUGUGGUGGCUAGACUCCCAAAUCUUCACUCCCCUCCUCCCAUGCUGCAAAACAAGAUUACAACAACGUGGUGCAUCUCAAAAGGAUCGAAAUAGUAGAAACGUGGAAGGCUCAAAUGGGCUCGUUUAGGUAGCCCAUUAGACCAAAAACUUCUUUUUCCUAAUUGGAGGUUUAAUCUGCGUUUCCUUUGAUAGGAGGUCAACUAUGUUUAGUAAUCAUUUAAUUUUAUGUAGAAGAAAUAGAUACUGUUAAUAUAUUCUACUAUUUACGUGUUCUUUUACUACUUCUGGCCUAUUUAUAGAAGCCCACUGUAUGAUAGAUGACGUUUUCCUUUGUAAUAUAUUUUUUUGUUGUAUCUUUCUCUUGAGCAGUGAGGUUCUAUGUCUUAAUUCUUAUGAAUUCAAGGCUUAUAGAUAUCAUUUUUUUAGAUUUAAGGUCCAAUUUCGCCCCUUCCUGUACUUCUACUACGCCAUCCCACUUCAACUACCUUUUUUCUUUCCCCUCUUUUUCCUCCUAUCUGACCAUGUUUCUUAGAUACUGUUGGUGGCAUCUUUUUUACCGUUAUUUUUAUCCUCUGGCUUUAUUUAUUAACAGCUGCCUCUUGCAGCUUCACCUGAAAGAAUGAUCAAGCUUUAUCUCUAUCUCUUCUUGUUUGGGUGAUCCUAAGUCACUGAGACAUGGAGCUUGCUGCAGAUACUCAUUUGCAUUGUGACAUCUUACUGAUUGAAACUUGAGUCUUUAGAUCUUUCGAACAAAUAUUCCUUGCAGGUCUUCAUUUUUUCAGUAGUUCUAUGUUUCACAUUUUUAAUUUCAAGGUGUAAGUUUCACAUUAUGAAAUGAUUUACAUAAUCAUCGCACACAUGGAUCUUCUGGUAUACUCGAUUAUUGGAUUUUAAUUAAUGCAUUCGAUGGCAUUUCCAGUCUAUACUUGAUUUACUGAACUUCUGUAUACAAGAACCUGCGUACUUUAGUUGAUUAUCGAUGUUGAAACUCCAUUGAUAGUUAUUCAUUUAUGAUAUCCAGCCCAACCAUCACCAACAUAUGUCAGGAGAGAUAUAUGAUAGCCAUGAAUAGCUUCAUGAAGACAUUUAUGGCUGCUUCUUUUUUCAUAUUUCUUGUGCAUUCAUCCACUAUUAAUGUAUGUUGUUUUGCCAUCAUCACCAGCUGUAAGAUCCUUCCAUAUUGGUACAUGUGAGAAAGAUAGCCAACAUAGUAUGGAAAAUUGGCUCGUACAUUUCAGCCCUUUGAAACUAAGUUAUGCUGUUCGCCUAUAAAAUAUCAAGAAUCCUUCGGAGCUAAUUGUCAUUCCUGAACAAAGUAUCUUCUAGAUGCUUCCUAUGAAAAAUUCGCAACACAGACUGAUCUCACAGGUCACAACUUUCAAAGACAAAGUACCUUCCCACCAUCUACCCAUCAUCUUUUUGCUACUUAUAGUUGAUUGUUUUCUUUCUGGAAAUUCCUUUGUUUCAUGUUUCCAAAACUCAUUGUUUCUUAUUCAUUGCAUUUGGUUUCUUUGUCAGGAAAAAUCGGGAAACUAAGCAUCAGAAUCCCUUGGAAAAAACUUGGCUGGGAUCCUAUUGUCAUUGUGUUGGAGGACGUCUUCUUUUGUGCUUGUUCACGUGGUAGCCAUGAUGUAUGCCCAAUCUCUAUAGCUUUUACAAAUAGUUGGAACUGUUUUAAUGAGCCAACUGGAGAAUAUUGGUUUUUUUAUCCAUUUGAGGAUUUUUUUUCAUUCAUUUUCUGUCUGUAAUUCUUUCCCUUUCUUAAAUAGUGGAGUUUGGCUUCUGUGGAGAAGCGAGAAUUAGCUGGGAAAAUGGCAAAGCUCAAUGCUGCUGAAUUAGCCAAGUUUUCUAAGCGUGUCUAUGGUAAGUUUGCCGAGAAAACAUUGCCUUUUUUGUACCUGGCCGUCAGAAUGACCUUGCCAACUUUGAUAAUUUCAUAGCGUUUUCGUAUUUCAUAUUCGAAGCAAUUGACUUUGUAUCUGAUUUGAUGUUUUCUGUCACAAGUUUAUAUACUUCUUCAAAUUAUGUUGGUGUCAGCAUUUGUAGUCAUUUGAGCAGUUGCUUGCCAACAGCUUUAUAUUUUUCACAUUUGAGAUUAGUAUAACCCAAUUUUAUAGUUUUUUUUUCAUACUGAGGGUAUUUUUCAAAGGAUUUUUAUUUUUGCCUUCUGAGCUAAGUUUUUCGUCAUCACUACACAAGUUGGAAAGGGGCUGUUAUCCAGCUACAUACUUCUGAAAGAAUCUCUUUUUUGGUUCAGGACACAGGACUCUAGUUAAAAUCUGAAUUUUGUUGUCCAAAUUUGCAUUCAGGUAACAGAUUCCAUUUCAAUUUCUUAAUAAAUAGAAUCCGGUAGCGGUUUCGUUAAUGAAUAUAGGAAUACUUGAAGAAGAAUGCCACAGGCGCUUGGGUGAGAGAGAAGCUAAAGUUGGUUUCCAAGGGCAGAAGUAAACCAUGUACCCUGAAAAAUCGAAACUCAGCAUCAGCUCGAGGAACUAUAAAUUUGUUUCCUGCAUUGCUGCUGGUCUGCUGCGGUUCUAGUUCUUCGACAGUGUGGGAACUGUCUGAUGUUGUCUGUAUUUUGGUUUUAAGUUUGAAUAAAACUGUUCAGAUCUACUUUCUGCUUGUUCCCGUUGAUUCCAGCUGUUUUUCCGUACAGGUACAUUUAGAAAGUUCCAUUUGUUUUAUCUGGACACUGGUCAUUUUUCAAUUCCUUGAAUCAGCUGCAAUUUAACGUGUUUGCUGCAAAUGGAAAGGUGGAGUCUGAGUAAUUGUACAGGAAUUUCUUUUCAUAUAUCCUAUAAAGGACCUGCAAUGUGCAUUGAUAUUUGAGAUACCUUUGCGUGUUUGAGAAUGAUCUUAUUUAUGAAUCUCUUCUUUUCAUUAUUUCUUUAUGUGGGGAUCAAGAACUGUGUUUUCUCUUUCCUGGCCACCUCAAUCUUCUACAAUUUUUCCUUGUCAUUUCAUGCCACUCGUUCCUUUAAUGAUUGUUGGAGAUGUGCACCUUUGACGAGGUGUUUCUAUUUUAACACUUUUUUUCCCUUUUAUUUUUUAAGAAGUCCAAGAUUGUACAAGGUUGUUAUUGGUAUUCGUAAAUUAGAACAGCAUUUUCGUUCUUGUUUAAGUUAUAUUCGAAAGAAUGUUUUUACUUUGGUAACUCAGUGUGAACCCUAUUCUUAUUCUUGUUGUUUUCCUUGUAGGCAAUCAAGUUGGCCAGUCUUUUUUUGCUAAGGUAAAUUGUUAAUCUCGUUACACUUUCUCAUAAUUUUUUUUUCUGCAUCUAUCAUCUUUGAAUGGUUUGGGAUCACAUAGUGCCAAAUGAAUUCUUAUGUUUUGGAUAAUCUUUUCUAUCUGAAGAUUCUUUCAUCUGUGAUAAAGAAGGGAAACAGAAGAAAAGGGUUCUACACAGAAUAAGUAAAGAAUAUCAGCAUCGGAGAUUUUCAUUUGUAUAGAAAUUCUUAAUACUAGCUUCUGAGAUAAAUAUACAGCCUCUAUGUGCACAUAAGCAGGGAUCUUAAUGAGACCACUAUGUGUACGUAAGCAGUGACAAAAAAAUUAGAAAUAUUAUAAUGACAACAGUUAGCUCCUACUUAUUGGGUUAAGAUAAUAACUAUUGCUGGUCUCUUAGUUGCUACCUGUCAAGCUUUCUCAAUGUAGAGUUUGGUUAAUCUCGUGACAGUACCUUAAUGAAGAUAUCUAUAGGAAGAUUUUUUGAACGACAUUGGUUUGGCGAUACAACUUGCAUGUAUCAAGCUUAUCUCCGAUGUGAUGAGGAGGAAUCUAUGUUUAGCAAAAUUAUGCUGCGCAGGGUUGUUGGCAAUGCCAAAUAUAUUUUGCUGUUGCAGUACAGUUUUGUGUAGCUUAUUCGUGACACCCAGUUUCUGAAGAAGAAUAUUCAACCCUAGUAGGUCACUUGACUCUGAGCCAUCCUCUGUGUUUUACUUCAGAUACUCUUUUUCAGGUCAAACUUGCUUUUUGCUUGUCUAAGGUUCCAGAUACUCUCUAAAUAGAUGCCUUGCUCUACUAUUGAUCUCCUAUCUUGACAAGCACGUUUCUAAUCAGUGCAUUCUUCAACCUAGAAGCCUUCAUUCUUGGUGUAGCACCCAUCUCUUUGUAGAGAACUUUUGAGUUGCCAAAUAAUUUAUCCUUAGCGUUCAUGAGAGCAAAUUAAUUUAGCCUUCAUGCUAAAGGUGGAUGACCCAUCUGUUGGUGAUGUAAUCGUAUCUUAAGGACAUCUCCUAGAGGUUCUAGAGAUUGAUCUGCUGCCACUAGAUAUGCUUGGCUCAGUCCUUCUAGAAGAUAAAGGCCUUCACAUUCUCUAGCAAUUCCAACCCUCUGAUGAUGUACCUCGUCAAAUAUGACACAGACAUCUUCAUAAAAAAAGACAUGAUAAGGUGAAUCUCUAACGAGUUUCUUAAUUGAAAUGAGGUUUGUAAAUAAUUUGGGGACAUGGAGGACAUUAGUAAGGACCUCAAAAGGUUCAAGUCUAUUGUCUCCUAUACCUGCGACGGUUAGAAGAUCCAUCUGUAAUAGUCACUUUUCUGUCACUAGGACAUGGGUUGUAUUUGGUAAAAAAGCUGGAGGAGUUCGUCAUGUGGUCUGUUGCUCCUGAGUCCACUACCUAGUUAUUAGAAAUAUCUCUAGAAGAGACUCUAACUCCAAGAGAGUGGUGAAACAUAUCAGGCUGAAUUGAUGAGAACUAUGUCACUAUCGACUUCAGUUUUUCUAACUUAAUUCGAAGUCGCGCUUUACCCUGAAUCUGAAGAGAAGAAGAAUGUUAACUGGUUUGAGAAUCUGAGGGCUGACUAGUUGGUAAUCCUGCUGCCAAAUUUGUUUGACUGUUAUAUUUUUCAGUGCCAAAAUUUUGUGGUUUGCCAUGCAGUUUAUAACAUUUAUCUCUAGUGUGACGGGCUUUUCUGCAACAUGUACACCACAUAUUAUCACGAAAAUCAAUCUUCUGAUUUCUUCCUUGGCCAUGCUGAGGCUGUUUAGUUUGAUCUGUGACUUUCUUCAUAAUUUCUCUUUGUUUAAUCAUAGAUGCAGUGUUGUCAAUUUCAGGCACUGACAACAUUAAUUUUCGACAACUUUCCUCAUUCAAAAUGGUUGAAAUAGCUUCAUCCAAAUCAGAUUGUAUUUCAUGACUCAAAAUCUGUUGUUUGACCUGAUCAAAAACAGUAUUAAGUCCAGACAAAAAUUUAAACACUUUUCUUCGUUCUAUAAAAUGUCGUAAGACGGCAAUUUCUGCAGGUUUUCUAUAUCAAUACUGAGAUAAUAAUCGAUUUCCUGCCAUAAAUUUUUCAAUUCUCCUGCAUGUUUCAUCACAGAUUUAUUUCCUUGAAUUGUGGACAUAGAUUUUGUCCCAAGUUCAUAUAAAUGUGCCUCAUUGUUUCUUUGUGAGAAUUUUGUGUGAACUGUUUUUCACAAAUCUUUGACUGUAGAUAGGAAGAAAACAUCUCAGCUAAUUUUGGGGAAUCAUUGUACCCCAAAGCCAGGUUUUGAUUAAUGCAUCUUCUUCUCUUCAUCUACGAAAUUCAUGAGACAAUGGAUUCGGUUUCCCCUCAAUCAGAUGAUGUAACAUCCCUCUUCCAGUCAAGAGCUCUUGAACAUAUUCUGACAACUGAAUUAAAUUGUAUCCAGUCAAUUUGAACUCUGCAGGCAUUGCAAGAAGUUGUACAACUAAUCUUGGACCUCUUGGACCACUUGGACCAAGAUUAACUUGCUUGUGGAGAGGUUGGAUCCCCCACAAAUAAUGAAGAAUUGUCUCCCACAUUCUUCAUUUAAAGAAAAUGUCCAAAUUCACGAAAAUAUCAAAUUUCGUUAGCAGAUCUCAAUAGAGACAAGAAAAACGCUGCAAGAACCGUAACAGACCAGUAGAUCAGUGCGGAAGCAAAAAAUGGAGCGAUCACACCUGGAUUUGCUCUGGAAGAGACACGGCAAAGGAGAAGAUCCCUUGCUGGAAGUGUACGGGACCAGUAACUCCAGCCGAGGAAGGAGGGAACGUCGACAACGCAAUGUCAAGCUGUGACGGUGCUGAAAAAAUCAGGGUUUUAAACCUUAGAACGGGUCUGAUACCAUGUAGUCGAGAUAACACACGGUCUGGAGCUCUGAUAGAUGCCUAGCACCCGUUGAAGAAGAACAAAAACUUUAUUGAUCAAGAAAACUUAUUACAAGGAGAGCAGGAUCCAGUAUUUUUACCAGAUCCCUAGAAGGUUCUAGACAUCCUGAUGUAGACACGAAAAAUGAAAGAUACAGGAGGACAUAUCUGUAAACAUAUAAAGUAUACAGGUUAUUAAGUACAUCUUGACAACAGACUGAAAACGACUUGUCCAUUUCAAAAAUUCUUUGCCAAGUUAGCUUUCAAAGGAGGAUCUUGCUCUCUAACAUUUCUAAGCCAUGGACAUAAAAUGAUUGACUUGCUACUUCUCAAACAAGCCAUGAUCAUCAUUACUUUGCUAGUAAUGAGAAUGAGCUAUAGGUGUUAUGAACAAAUUUUAUACAGGCCUUGGGUGAAUUGCUUCAGGCCUGUACAAUAUUUUCUUUUGCUUACAUUGUUUAUUGUUUGUUAUAUAACUCGGAAGACAUUGUUCAUACAAUUUGCACGGUUAAUAUUCUUCUGUGCGAGAAAACAAUUUUUGACAUAAAGCUAGUUUAGAAUCUAGGAGUACCAAGUAUCUGUUCAAUGAUGCUUCUUAUUUACGUCAGGUCUUGCACAAGCAUUAUGGUUUCAUGAUUGUCUAUUUUAUGAGUUAUGAGUGAAUCCUUUUCCUGUAAUCGAUGGUAAACACCUUAUUAGAUCCAAAGUCAUAUUCCCUUUUUUUUAUCCUCUCAUCCAUUGCACGAGAGAAGUGGGGAUUGAAGAUGAAUAGGUGUCAUAAAGAAUGAUAGAUGGACGAAAUGUGAGUGUAAAAGGUACAUGUGAAGGUAGGAUGUAUGGUACGUUCUAUGGUUUUCUUUCUGAUGGUGAAUGACAAAAUAAGUUAAGGUUCUAUUUGAGAGGAUUCUGAAGGUUGUACUUGAGAGGAUUCAUGUGGAAUUGAAGUUUCUACAUCUUGUUGAGAGACAACAACUUAGAGUAAUUACUAUCUUGAUCAUCCAGAGUAAGUGAGCCACUCCAUUUCAACUAAGGUAGUAUAGCAUUAUAAUUUGCAUCAGACAGUUCAGUGAGACUCAACAAUACAUCAAGAUUGAAAUAAACAAGAAUGAAAAAAUCCCCCCUCCUGAGGAUGAAUAUAAGACGACGACUUUGGGAAUAUCCCUUGAGACUUAAUUCUUCCUUGUCUUUGUAUUGGGCCUUUUAAUUUUUUUCUGUUUGGAAAAUAAUAAUGUUUGAAAUUUUUUUAUAACAAUUAUAUGCAUUGGACUAAGGAUCAACAGUUCUUUUGCUAUCUAAUUGUGGAGGAGAAGUGCUUAACCCUUGGUUUUCUCCUUUUACAGAUCCUUGACAACAUCCAAGUAUCCAUAAAGAAUCUGCAUAUUGUGUAUAUUGAUACACAUGCUGAUCCGGUAUAAAAUUCAUUCACAUUUUUUCUUCUUUUUUGAUUGGUUAAUGUUCACUGAUAAAUAUUAUUCUUUCAUUUUCCUCCAGUUGUAUGCAGUCUCGUUUAUACUGAAUAUUGUACCUCUGUGUGGUUAAUUUUCAUGUUAAAUCCACGAUAUGUGACUUAGUUGUUUUCAUGUUUAGGUUAUGAUUGACCAAUGGUGGAUAAGAUGGUGGUUACGAAUGAAAACUUGUGCUUCUUUGUUUACUUAUUUUGAAAAAAAAUAUCGUUGGUGUACUCAUAACAAUACUGCAUGCAUGGUAUAUGUUUGUUAGUAAAAUGUGACAGUAAUAGUCAACCUUCUCUGUUAAUAGAAAGGUAGGGAAUCUUAAAAUGAUUUCAUGUUUUUUUUCUUACUUUGAAAAAGAUGAAUAGAAGUGCGUUAUGAUUGUCCAUUGCUAUCAUGAGCUCAUUCUAAAACAUAAUUGGUGUCGUCCAUGGGGUCCUUUAUUUUUUCUUGCCAGGGCCUCCAACAUUAUUUUUCCAAUUUUGUUUCCAGGCAAGUAUGCUCAUUAAGAGUGAUUCAAUUGCUGAGUACCCUUGGCAUUAACUGAAAGAGUAUGAUAUUGAGGUUAAAGUGUAGAUGCAAGGGUAGCCUAAUUAUUGGGGUUGUAGACUUUUUUCAGAAAAUUCAUACCCUUGGCAUUCCUAUAAGGCUAAGAGAACGACAUGUGGCCAAAUUUUAAGUUGUCAUUUGAGGCUGCCUACAAAGCCAUGUAUUAAAAAAAAUUGCACUGUCAGAUGAAUUUGCAAAGUACAUGUUUUCUUUGAAGGUGGAUCAUACUAGAUGAAUCUUCGAACAUCAUACUAGGCGAUAGAGGGAAGGCACUUGGUAGACAUUGGGCUAGGGCGAAGUAUUUGGAUGCUGAGAAGUAAUGAAUAAAUUAACAUACCACUAUAGAUGUGCAGUGUGUGGCAACAUAGGUUACCAUCGUGAACAGUUGCGCAAACCCUAGGAGAAUAAGUAGAUGAUUGUUAUAUACAAGGAAACUGCCUAACAACCAGGAACUGACAAAAUUGGAAACAAACUGUUACUCAGAACAAGCUUUUUGCUAUAUUAGGCUUUCCAUCUAUUUUUCCUUUCUUUCCUACUAUUAGAUGUAUUUCCUUUUUCAUGUUUCUGUUAUUAGACCUUUCCGUAGUACUGGAAAGGUUUAUUCGACGCCAAUAUAAAUACUAGUGUACUGCCUUGAGAGGGGCUAAGUUAGUUUUCCUUUCCUGCUUUCGCUGUAUCUCGUAACAUGGUAUCAGAGCCUUCCCUUUGAUCUUGCGUGAAGACCGCCGACGGAAGAUCAACCAACCUUGGUGGUGGUGACGACUUCACAUUGUAGUACCUGAAAUCGUGAGGUUUCUUGGUCGUAAGCAGACCAGCGGAUUCCUUGAAGAGUCACUACACCAUCGUCGUUUCUUGGUCGUACCUUACAAUAGAUUUUUUCAAUUCUAUUGUCUCUAAUUUCUUUGCUAUGGAGGGCAUUGUUCAUGAAUCUUCUUGGCCCUAUACACCUCAGCAAAAUGGGGUAGCUAAAAGAAAGAUUGGGCAACUGCUAGAAAUAACAAGGGUUGUCAUGUUUAAAGUCGAAGUGUCAAAGUACUUAUGGAGUGAGGCAGUACUAAUGGCCACUCAUCUUGUUAAUCAUCUCCCAUCAGAAGCAUUAUUAUUUUAGACUCCCAAAACCUUAUUGUAGGGUUAUUAUCCGACUGUGCAAUAUGGACUAGAUUUACCUCUUCGACUAUUUGGGAGUGUUGCAUACAUCCAUCAAUCUCAAAAUGGACUAUCUAAAUUUGCCCCUAGAGCCAUAAAGGCAAUCUUUUUGGGCUAUUCUAAUACACAAAAAGGGUACAAAUCUUAUGACCCAAGACAUCAAAAAUUUAUUGUGACAAUUAAUGUCACAUUUCAUGAAAGCAACAUAUAUUGCCAACAGACAACAACUCAAGUAUCUAGGUGUGAUAUUCUUGUGCCAGAAAAACAUGAUUUACACAUUGAGAUUCUCAAGGAGAAUGAAGCUCCUGAAAUGUUAUCAAUAAAUUUUCCAGCACCUCCACCUCCACCAAAUCGACUUGGUCGAGGUUAUUAUCAAAGAAAGCCAAAGAUAAUCAAAGAUAUCCAUGAACAGGAUCUGCCUGACAUAACAGAUGCCCAUGAACAACUUGACUCAGCAGAUGCUCAUGAACAACCUGAUGCAACAAAUGCCCAUGAACAACCUAACUCAGCACAUGCUCAUGAACAACUUGAUGCAGCAGAUACCCAUGAAAAGGAUCUGCCUAAUGCAGCAGAUGCACAUGAUUCUAUUAUUGAAUGUGACAAUUCACUAAUUGAUCAAUAGAACCUUCUUAUUACUCAAGGAAAUGAAGGAAAUGAAAUCUGCCCUAUUGCUCCCUGUAAAGGAAUUAGAGAAUGUACAAAGAAAAAGGUAUAUCCAUCCUGCAAUUAUGUAUCUUAUCAUCCCCUAUCUCCACGGUACAUGUCAUUUUUGUCAGCUAUUGAUAAACACGAUACUCCUCAAAACAUUGAUGAAGCUUUAAGAAGCCCUCUAUAGAAAAAAACAAUGGAUGAGGAGAUGUUAGCUCUACAGAAGAAUCAAACUUGGAAACUUGUGCUACUUCUUAAAGGGAAGAAAACCAUGGGUUGUAGAUGGGUAUACACUAUUAAAUAUAAAUCUGAUGGGACUGUUGAUUGUUUUAAAGCUCGGCUGGUGGCAAAAGGCUUCACCCAAUGUUAUGGUAUUGAUUACAAAGAGAUCUUUGCUCCAUUUGUGAAGAUGGGAACAGUUUGGAUAUAAAUAUCCUUAGCUAUGGAUGGUCCUUAUUACAAUUUGAUGUGAAAAAUACAUUCUUACAUGGAGAAAUCUCAGAAGAAAUAUAUAUGGAGCUUCCACCAGGAUACAAAUACCUAAAUGAUAUUCUAAAGGUAUGCAAACGCAAGAAGGCAUUAUAUGGCUUAAAAUAGUCACCAGAGUUUGGUUUGGCCGCUUAACCAAAACAAUGAGAGCUUUGGGGUUCAAGCAAGCCAAUGGAGAUCAUACCUUAUUUUAUAAACAAUCAAGUUUAGGAAAAAUGACGAUCUUACUAGUAUAUGUCGAUGACAUGAUUGUCAUAAGAGAUGAUAUGCAAGAAAUCCCUUCUCUUAAAAAACAACUGACGAUUGUUAUCAAAGUGUUGGGACAACUAAAAUACUUCUUGGGAAUUGAGGUAGCCUACUCUCGUGGAAAUUUAUUCCUAUCUCAAAGAAAAUAUAUUACAGAUUUAGUCAAAUAUACAUGCAUGAGUAACUAUAAACCAGCAUGUACACUAAUUGAAGCAAAGCAUUGUAUUGGGGCUUCAAAGGAAAGUGAUCAAGUAGAUAAGGGCUCUUAUCAACAGCUAGUUGGAAAAUUAAUUUAUCUAUCCCAUACUAGACCGGAUAUUGCUUACUUAGUUGGAGUGCUAAGCCAAUAUAUGCAUGACCUUAGGGAGGUACAUCAUCAAGCUGCUCAACAAGUCCUAGCCUAUCUUAAAGGAACAAUUGGCAUGGGAAUCCUUUUUUAAAGGGGAGAUUCUCUUACAGUAGGCAUCUAUACCGAUGUUGAUUAUGUUGGUUCAGUUGAUGAUAGGCACUCUACUACUGGCUAUUGUUAUCUCAUUGGAGGAAAUUUGAUCACUUGGCAAAGCCAAAAACAAAGAGUUGUGGCUCAAUCAAGUGUUGAAGCAGAAUUUCGGGCUAUGGCCCUUAGGAUUUGUGAUGGCAUUUGGAUAAAAAAUAUACUAAAUGACUUACAAAUACCCAUGGAAGGUUCGAUUACCUUGUUCUGUGACGAUCAGUCCACAAUAAGUAUUGCACAUGAUCUUGUUCAGCAUAACAAGAGCAGACACAUUGAAGUAGGUAGACAUUUUAUUAAAGAGAAACUCGAAUCAGGAAUGUUUUGCACAGAAUAUGUCUCAUCUACAAAUCAGUUGGCUGAUAUAUUAACUAAGGGCAUUUCUGUAAUAGAGUUCUGCAAACAAAGGAGCAAGUUGGGCAUGAAUGAUAUCCAUGCACCAGCUUGAGGGGGAGUGUUAUGCAGAACAAGCUUUUUGCUAUAUUAGGCUUUCCUUCCAUUUUUCCUUUCUUUCCUAUUAUUAGAUGUAUUUCCUUUUUCAUGUUUCUGUUAUUAGACCUUCCGUAAUAUUGGAAAGGUUUAUUAGACACUAAUAUAAAUACUGGCGUACUGCCCUGAGAAGGGCUAAGUCAGUUUUCCUUUCCUGCUUCCGCUAUAUCUCGUAACACAAACCAACAACUAGGAAACGAUCCAACUAAGAACAGAACUCCAGAUUAUACAUUAUUUUCCACAGUUACAUCACUGAGUUCAAAUGUUGUGAUCAGCAAAACCCAACCUUUUUUCUAUCAAUGAACAAGAUAGGAACAAACACUAUGCACUUGGGCACUCUACAUUUGAUGUAGACUCCAUCUAUUUUUUCAUCUUUGUGGAUGAAUAACUCAUAUGUUGUUGGAUCAAGGCACUUUGAGAUAAAAUUGUAAUGUCUAAGGUAGAUAUUUACGUUUCAUAACUUUCCUUAGAAAAUUUGAGGAAUCUUAACUUGUCUUUGAUGCUAGAUCUUACUGUCUGAGCAGUAGUGACUAUGAUGUCCCUGUUGAAAUGCGUGGUAUUAAAUGUUUCUUGCAAUGUAACCUUUUAUAUAUUCCGCCAUUUUUCUUUGCUGCAGGUAUGCUGAAAUGGAUUAAAUGUACCGAUUUUUUAUUGGUGGUAAACUGGUUUCUGGGUUCGAUCAGUGAUUGUACUUUUCCUAUCUGAUUGAAACUAUGUUGAUCUUAUGAAAACUACAAUGACAUUAUGGUUGUAUUUAGUUAGUGAAUAUUUGACUGCUUUUUUCUUGUGUGAAAACUACAAUGACAUUAUGAAUGUUUGGGCAUUUCUUUUGAAGUGUAUUGACUGCUUUUUUCUUGUGUGAAAACUACAAUGACAUUAUGAAUGUUUGGGCAUUUCUUUUGAAGUGUAUUGCUUUGUGAAAUGAUGUCUUUAACCUCAACGAGUUAUUUUCCUUACUUUUUUCCAGGAGAGGUUCAUUUUUGGUUUAAGAUUUUCAAGUUUGACGAUAAUGACUGAUACACGGAAGCAGAAUUCCAUUGGGUGAGUGAAUAACGGUUCGUCUGUCUCUUUGGAUGAAAUUUAACUUAUUUGAUUGUAGUUUGUGCAAAUACUCGAUUGGGUCUUAUAGCCAAUUUAUCACUAUGACUUGUUUUUGUUGGGGUACUGCUUUUUUGGUCCGGAGGAACUGAAUUUCUUUUAUCUGUAUUCAUGGAUCCUUAAAAAAUUGUUGUGAUUAUCUUGAUGAAUUUAUUAUUGAGAUUUAAACAUUCCACUUUCUCUCAGGUCGUCUUAUGGGAAAUUUAAAGGUGGCCAAGUAAAGAAGAUUCUUAAGAUAUCAACUUGUGGCAUCUAUUGUAACUUGUUUGAUGAUAACAUUAGUGUUGAGGACGAUCCUAUCUUCACAUUGUGCUACGAUUCAAAGUUUGAGCCUAAGAGAUAUGAUUAUCUCAUAAAUCCAUUUGACUUGACAGUCUCUUUACUGGUAUGUUGUCUUGGCUUGACUAUUUUGUAUGAUUAUUUCUUGUUCUUUUAUAGCCUUAAAUCUCAAACUGGUCAAUACCAAGAUUUAUUCUUCAAAUGGCUAGUCCUUUUUUUUUUCUUGACGUUCGUUUGUUAUUUUGAGAUAUCUUACUGUUUGAAAACCAAAUUGUCAACACUUUUCGUGUCUAUUUUUCGUUCUUCGUUGGUGAUGACUCUUUUGAGCUUGAGGUUUGACAUCUUAGUUGUUGGGCUCAAACCCCGUGUUUCAUGAUCUUUGCUUUGGUUUUAAAUCUGUUGACAGUGAGUUCAUGAGUCAACAGCUGAGUUUUGAUCCAAGUUUUUAUCCUUGAGUUAUUUUAAUUUUUCCAUAUAUUGCCGUGUAACAUUGGAAUAUCGAUGCUAAUCCUCUUAACCUUCAUUUCUCGGCCAUUUUUGGGUUGGAAAGCUUUUAUAUAUUUGCUUAAAUCUCUAGCAAAAUUAGCACAAAUCAAUAUCAAAACUGAGGUUUUAUUGCCAUUAAAAUUAGUCUAUUUGGUUCACAGGUAGGAAUGACUUUGGAUUAGUUAUAUCAUAGUAAAAAUGAAGCACUGUUUGAGUUCAACUACUUUCAACAGGGUACAACUAGGUUCUUAUUAAAGAACAAUGUCAAAGUUUUAGGCCAGGUAGGUUCAUGGACUAUUUAAGAAUAUGCUGCUGAGUUUUCCAAACUCUUGGUUGGGACAAUUAUCUGAGACAGACUCUCAAAAGGCAGCCAAUAUUACUUAAUGGUACACAAUUGUUGUUCAAGAGAAAAUGGUAGUUGAAGAUGUUUGGUAUUUAAAUGAAGCUAUGCACCUGGCUUCUAAACAAGCAACCAAGCAACUCAGUCCAAAAAAACUCCUCUACUCAUCUAGAAAUAUGUAAAAAUAAGUUAAAUAGCAAAGGUAAAAUAAAGCGAAUUUCUUAAUGUACCAUGUUCACUAGAAUCAGAUCAAUAUUGUUCAUAAUCUCCGUUCUUUUUGGGGUAUUAAUGACUAGGCUAAAUGCCAUGUAACUCUCGUAGUCUUUAAACAGAAAUUUUCUGUUAUCCUCCCCCCCCCUCCCUCCCCCCAACAGGAAACUGGGAGAGACACUGCCACCAUUCAAGCUUAGUGAGAAAAGUUCGGCUCCUCUUCCAUAAAAUCCCAAAGUGCUAGACUGUGCAAUCUAAAGUGCGAUUGAAGAUUUAUCGAAAAAAGGUUUAGCGCAAGUAGAUAUGAGUCUUCGUUCUGCCCAUGCUUUACUAGCAUCUGAAAAGGAUGGUAGUUGGAAGAUAUAUGUUGACCGUUGGGUUGUAAACAAGCUCGUGACAAAAUGCAGAAGCCAGACCAAGGUUUGAUGACAUGCUGGAUAUAUUUUAAGGCCCAAGAUAUGUUCUAUAAAGUAGAGAGGAUUCUUCCUUUAAAGGUUAAUGCAGACCGUCAGAUUUCUGCUGCUAGUGACAUACUGAAUCGAAGAAAGUCUCUACUUAUGUAUUUGAGCUCUAUAAAAUGGUGAAUGCUUCAAAGCAUUGUAAGCGUUACAAUGACCAAGUAUUUCAUUUUAUUAAUAAUCCUAACAGCUAUAAACUUGUACUUAAUGCCUUUUUUCAGGAAUUCCAAUUAUGUCGAAAGAUAAAUCUGGGAUUCAAAACAGGGUAGUUGACACAUUAAGCCAGAAUGGCAUUGCUAGAAACUUUGAAAACGUAGGUUGUGCAUUUUGAAUGCUCUAGAGAUUUUCACGGUUUUUAUUUUGAAGUACAGAAAUUUCGGAUAAAUUUAAGAAUUGACAUCACAGUAUUUUUGUUCUUCAAAACGUAUUCUUAGGCAAUUCACUUUGUAUCCUAAGAUGUUCUUUAGCGGAACAAAUCAUGAGUGAGUUGGAUGGUGGAUGCAGAUAAAAAUCAUGAAGGAUACAUUUGGGUCCACUUGAAGUGAGGUGUGAGCAGGUUUGUGGAAAGAUGGUAGAUAUGCGUCAUUUCAAAGGGAACCCACCCAAAAUGCAGAAUUGCAUAUGCCACUUCCAGUUCUUGUUGUAAAUGAGAAUUUUUAUCUCUCUAUUGUGUUAAAAUGGCUUACGUUUCAGAGGCACAAUAGUCCAGCCUAAUUUUGUAGUUGGCUGCAUUUUGAAGAUGCAUUUUAUCCUAUGUAGGAAGAUAGCCUAUGCUACUUACGUGACUAAUGUAAUCUUCCCAGAAGUGGUUAGGUUACCCAAAAUUUGUAUUCGCAUCACCUCAAACUGUGACACCAUGUUCCAUACAUCUGGAUGAUUUUAUGACUUUGAUUUGACUCGAAAUUGAACUUCAGUCACUUUUUUUUACAAAUAGAUGGGCAAAUGAAGGUUGUCUGGCUUUUGGGAUUAAUCUAGCAGAAAUGAUAAUUUGAAUAGAAGCAGAUAUUGUUGUUUGUUAUUCCCGUGGAUCUAUUCUAAACGCUAAUUUCUCCAUUUUACUUGAUGACAUCUUCUCCAGUUUAUUUUCUGUUUAAUCCAAAUUUUUUUCUGUUCCAUUUUGGGAACGAUCAUAAAGGAAAUUGGAUUAUUAUUUUUCUAUAAUUUUUCCCUGUUCACCGUGACAUUCUAUUUAUUCAUCCAAAAAUUCGUUUCACCGAACCUAGCUUUUUUGUAAUCAUAUGUUUUAGUAGAUGCCUGCUUAAACAUUAUAAAAUCGGAGAGUUUCUGCUUUUUUGUAUCUAACACAGGCUUGAAUUUUUUUCAUUUAGGUAAACAAAUCUGGGAUGUUUGAUGCAAGUCCUGAAUACUCUGUUAUGGCCGAGCUAACUUCUGUGGUUUGUCCUUCUGUGAUGAAUAUUCCAAUACUGCUGUUAAAAUAUGGUAUUCUCUUUUCCUGGGCAAUGGCUGUCUGAAUGGUCAUAUUGUGCAUUCUAUUUUUUGCUAGGUCGUGUUAUUGAAUGAGGUUCAGUUGUUGCAAAUUUUAAGUCUCUGGGAUCACUUUUCCAUCUGCUCCUUGAGAGAGAGGUAAUUUUUUUCAAUGUAUCUAGUUCAAUGCUUACACUUUGAUGGUUUCUUAUUUGCUUUGUCAUUGUCUUCGAAGUGUCUAGUUUACGUAGGUGAUGCUAUCCAACAAGCUUUCACUCGUUUUCUAUAGCUUGGCUAACUUUUAUCUACCUCAUGAUCCUUUUCAAUCGAGCAUGAGUAACAGUGAUGAGCGAUCAAAAACUUCUUGAUCAACUGGCUAGAGAUUAUAACUUUGGCAUGGAGAACUGCACAACUGGCCCAUCAUCAUUCAUCGCUGUAACUGCUCUUGUACCACGUGCAGCUUCUGGAUGCCGCUCAUGACAUGACCUCUUAUUUGUUGUAACUGAUGGAAGUUUCUAUGGUAGUUUGUACCUGCAUAAUGAUAAAGAAGAAGAAAGUGAAAGGGUGUAGAGGUAAUAGCAUGCAGAGAAAUAAAAAAAUAACGAAGAAUCGCUGCAAUUGACUGGUGGGGCACCCAAAAUAAAAUUGGUUCCAUGAGAGAAAGUAGACGAAAGGUGAUGAGCAGAAAGAUCUUUUGAGUAACAAUAUUACGUUAAUGUUGCUUCACCGUUUUGAAUAAGGCUAACAUCAGGGUUAGAGUGUCUUCUUGUGAUAAGCGCUGUGGUGUUUCCAAUAAUUGUGACUCAGGGCAUUUUAGUAUUAUAUCUUUCACCCAUCAAUGAUUAAGAGUUUAGUUAUAUAGCUGAACCCGAAAAAUCAUCAGAGCAGUUUGACUUCGGAAGGGUGUAUUAUCACUAUGAAGAUGAGGUGAAGUCGCUGAAAAAAGAUGUGGCAAAAUUAUACUGUAAGGUAUUCGAAAUAUAUGGAAAAGUAAUUUUUUGGUUGGGAGCAUUAUACAUGACUGAUUUACUCCUAUUUGUUGAUUUAAACAUGUGCAUAAUUAUGAAAGUAUUGAAAAUAAUAUGGUUUCUUGGUCAUCUCUGGUUAAAUGAAGUUGAGUUCCAGUUUAAGAUUUAUAAACUAUACUGUCUUUUAGGGAUUAAAUUAUGGUCACGUAUUUUUGGCUGUGUUUCAUGUCACAAUCUUUAGAAGUUUUGUUUUGUAUGUUUUCUCUUACUUGGGUGCUGCAGAUAUGGACGUUAUCGGCCAGAUCACACCUCGUUAUCAUGGAAGGUUGAUGGCUGGCAAAUAUUAUGGUGGCAUUAUGCACAGCAAUCUGUUUUAGCAGAUGUUAGACGGAGGUUGAGGAAGACUUCUUGGAGCAGUCUUGGACGGAGAAUGUAUGACAGAGUUCUCACUAUGUAUUUUUUUUGGAGAAUAGUUAGUGUUGCACCAUGGUUGUAA
This is a messenger RNA of Spirodela intermedia, 19164 nucleotides long. NCBI's taxonomy places the organism in Eukaryota, Viridiplantae, Streptophyta, Magnoliopsida, Alismatales, Araceae. The record is from the annotation of a GenBank genome assembly.